UUUCUUAACAACUCUUUGCUGUGACAGUUAGUUAGAAUCAAUAAUUAUGUCCGUCGCCAAAUCCGGCCGCCGCCCGCCAUGGGUUGGCCUCAGCGCCGCCGUAUGGAUCGAAAUAGCCGCAGGAAACUCCUACACUUUUCCUCUAUACUCCCCCACUCUAAAAUCAGUCAUGGGUUUCACCCAACAACAACUAACCAUUCUCGGCGUCGCCAACGACAUCGGAGAAAACAUCGGUUUACUUCCUGGAAUCGCUUGCAACAAAUUCCCACCAUGGGUCAUUCUAUUGAUCGGCGUUUGCGCUUGUUUCAUCGGAUAUGGCAUCCUCUGGCUCGCCGUUAGCCAGACUGUCUCCUCUUUACCUUAUUGGCUUUUAUGGAUUGCACUUUGCAUUGCUACACACAGUAGUGCUUGGUUUGGAACGGCUGUUCUUGUAACAAACAUGAGAAAUUUCCCUUUAAGUAGAGGAACUGUUGCUGGAAUUCUUAAAGGAUAUAUUGGCAUAAGUGCAGCUGUUUAUACAGAAAUCUAUGAUAUGAUUCUUAAUGAAUCUGCUUCAAAUUUACUUCUAUUCAACACAAUUGGAAUUCCUUUCAUAUGUUUACUUGUUAUGUAUUUGAUCAGACCAUGUACACCAGCUUCUUCAAGUCAGGAAUCUUCAGUCCAUGGUCAUUUCAUCUUUGUUCAAAUCGCUAGUAUAUCUCUCGCGGUUUAUCUUCUCACCACCACAAUCAUAAAAGAAGUUAUGAGUGUAAGCAAACCUCUUUGUUUCAUGUUUAUCGCGAUAAUGGUGAUUCUUCUGUUGGCUCCUGCUGUGAUUCCGAUUAAAAUGACGUUUUACAACAAGGGUAAUCAAAUUAGUACUGAAUCUGAUGAUCCUCUGUUGGUAAUUCCUUCUUCUUCGGAGACGAAUCUUGGGAGCUUUUAUGAGGAAGAGGAGGAGGUGUCGGAAAUUGAUAUGCUUCUUGCUGUUGGAGAAGGGGCUGUGAAGAAGAGAAGAAGGCCGAGAAGAGGAGAGGAUUUCAGGUUUAAAGAAGCUAUUGUGAAAGCUGAUUUCUGGCUUUUAUGGUUUGUUUACUUCUUUGGAGUUGGUUCUGGAGUGACUGUACUGAACAAUUUAGCGCAGAUUGGCGUUUCUUUAGGACAUAGCGAUACGACGAUUUUGUUAUCGCUAUUCAGCUUCUGCAACUUUCUGGGCCGUCUUGGAGCUGGAGUUGUUUCUGAGCAUUUCGUAAGGUCGAGAGCGAUUCCUCGUACGGUUUGGAUGACUGUUUCGCAGACGGGUAUGAUUGUGGCGUUCUUAUUAUACGCGUCGGCUCUUGAUGGGACUCUUUAUGCUGCGACAGCCUUGCUCGGCGUCUGCUACGGGGUUCAGUUCGCGAUAAUGAUUCCUACUUCGUCGGAGCUGUUUGGGUUGAAGAAUUUUGGGAUCAUUUUCAAUUUUAUGCAGAUUGGGAAUCCGGUUGGUGCAUUUCUGUUUUCGGGUUUAUUGGCUGGUUAUUUGUAUGAUUAUGAGGCUGCAAAGCAAGGUGGAUCAAGUUGCUUGGGUGCUGAAUGUUAUAGGCUAACUUUCUUCAUUUUAGCUGGUUUCUGCGGUUUUGGUGCUGUUUUGAGCGUAAUUCUCUCCAUUAGAAUCAGGCCAGUUUAUCAAAUGCUUUACGCCGGAGGCUCUUUCCGCUUCAACUCCGGCCAUUGAUCGAUCAAUCAAUGUCCUAUUCUUCAUGUAAUGUAAUUGUAAUAUAUGUAUGUUAAUAAAACAAGCAAAAUAUUGCUUAGUAAUUGACUCUUGAAUGUGUUAAAUUCAAUAUUAAAGACAAGAGACAGACACAAACACAAACAUUCUAACCAUACAACCUAAAAAGCCUCAUGUGGGCUUCAAGUUUUGGAACAUGGCAUCCCAUUU
Messenger RNA from Impatiens glandulifera, 1900 nucleotides. Its product is annotated as protein NUCLEAR FUSION DEFECTIVE 4. Lineage: Eukaryota; Viridiplantae; Streptophyta; Magnoliopsida; Ericales; Balsaminaceae. Gene Ontology annotation, cellular component: membrane. The record is from RefSeq and is a predicted model, not a curated record. Gene Ontology annotation, biological process: transmembrane transport. The coding region runs from base 47 to 1693 and encodes 548 amino acids. The transcript has 2 exons. Gene Ontology annotation, molecular function: transmembrane transporter activity.